AUGGCGACCCAAGCACCUACUGAUGACACACCUCUUUUGAAUGCUAAUGCCUCGACUACUACUGAUUCCACAGUACUACCAACAAUGUAUCCAAAACCUAUAACUGUAUUAGUAAUCGGUAUGGCUGGAAGUGGUAAAACCACACUCAUGCAACGUUUAACAGCCUAUGGAUUAGAUACUGGAAUGCGCACCUAUAUAAUUAACUUGGAUCCAGCAGUACGUAAGACUGGAUAUACUGCAAAUGUUGAUAUUCGAGAUACAGUGGACUAUAAACAAGUUAUGAAAGAAUAUGGUCUUGGACCAAAUGGAGCCAUUAUGACGUCACUCAAUUUGUUUGCUACUCGUUUCGAUCAAGUUCUUGCUCUCCUCGCCAAGCGCAGUAACGACCUUGACUAUGCUAUUGUAGAUACUCCUGGACAAAUUGAGGCAUUCACAUGGUCCGCAUCAGGACAGAUCAUCACCGAAUCACUAGCGUCUACUUUUCCGUCCGUGAUUGUUUACGUAGUGGAUACACCACGCACGGCCAGUCCAAACACAUUUAUGUCAAAUAUGCUCUACGCUUGCAGUAUUCUAUACAAGUUGAAGCUGCCAUUUGUGGUAGUGUUUAAUAAGAUUGACGUGCUACGACACGAUUUCGCAACCGAGUGGAUGACGGACUUUGAAGCGUUUCAAAAAGCAUUGGAUGAUGUACAGGAUGAUAGCUAUAUGGGAAGUCUCUCACGUUCGCUUAGUCUUGUAUUGGAGGAGUUUUAUAACAACUUGACGUCAGUGGGCGUAUCCGCUGCGACUGGAGAGGGUAUGCCCGAGUUUUUUCUUGCAAUUAACAAAGCUGCCAAGCAGUAUGAGAAGGAAUACCUUCCAGAUCUACUGGAGCGUAUUAAGCAACAGCAGACAAAAAAGCAUAAACAAGAAGAAGUGACACUUUCAAACGUGAUGGCAGAUUUGAAUCUCUCGACUCCGUCUACUAAGGAAGAGACAAGUAACGUAGCUGCUGGUGAACGUACUGAUUUGUAA
Peronospora belbahrii is the source of this 1014-nucleotide messenger RNA. Lineage: Eukaryota; Oomycota; Peronosporomycetes; Peronosporales; Peronosporaceae. The record is from the annotation of a GenBank genome assembly.